Molecule: messenger RNA, 393 nt
Organism: Colletotrichum acutatum
Lineage: Eukaryota; Fungi; Ascomycota; Sordariomycetes; Glomerellales; Glomerellaceae
Exons: 1
Coding region: 1-393 (130 amino acids)
Source: RefSeq, a predicted model, not a curated record
AUGUCCAAAAAUAUCAAAACUAUCCCCACGUCAGAAUACGAUGAAGUCGUAAAGGCAGUCCAACACUACGUCAACAGCGUCGCAAAAGCAGAUCGCGCCCUCCUCGACCUCGCAUUCCACAAGGACGCAACAAUGACCGGCUGGGCCCCAGCUGACGGCACGCUCUCGCUGGGCUCGUACACCAACCUUCACGCAUUCUUCAAUACAUACGGCACAAGCGCAUCCCUCAAGACAAGAUGCGACGUCAUUGGCAUUACGCCCACAACCGCCGUAGUCAAGGUUGACAUGGAGAAUACCCCCGACGGGCCGGCGUACACCGACUUUCACACGUUGAUCAAGGUUGAUGGGGGCUGGAAGAUUAUCGCAAAGGUAUUCCACGCUUAUGAGUCUUGA